AUGGGGAUUCCGCGUCUUAUAUCUACCCUGGAGCCCUAUGUUGUUCAUGGAGUUCUCGACAAUGAAAGUGUGGUCAUUGAUGGUCCUGCACUAGCUUAUCAUGUUCUUUACAUUUGCAAUAGGCAUGGAAUUCCUCAGCCGUCGUACAGAGUUCUUGGUGAGACCAUCAUAGCGUGGUUGGACGCGCUCAUCGAACGUGGUGUCAAAGUCGAGGCCAUGUAUUUCGAUGGAUAUCUCCCACCAGACAAAGAACCAGUCCGUAUGCAUAGAAUGGUCAAAAGCCUGGAUCAGUUAAAGAGAACUCAUUCUACUGAAACCAGCGGCUACUUCCCAGCGUAUUUCUCACCCGCUGAUGAUAGUUCCCCAACUCUCUUCUCUACUGCAAGACCCCCAGCGGGAAAACCAACGAUACCACCUAGUUUUCAUGUCCCUGCUAUAAUCGAUGCUUUGAGACUAUCACCACACUAUGCAAGACUUGUGCAUCUUGUCCCAGGGGAGGCUGAUGCAUACUGUGCACAACAUCUCUCACAGUCGGGUGGCACAGUCUUGACCUCCGAUUCGGACCUGAUCGCUCAUGAGUUGGGAAAAGGAAGCGUUGUUUUCCUCCGAGACAUUUAUCUGGAUGAGGAUUCUCAUCUCGCAUGCGCAAAGUUUAAUCCUGCACAUAUAUCUGAGAAACUCAAGCUUGCUUCCUCGGCAGAAAUUUGUCGAUUUGCAUAUGAGCGAAAGUCCUCUCCGCAUUCGACUCUGCCGCAACUCUUACAGGAUUGCAUAAAGCCAGUUGCUGAUGAAAAGGGAUAUACUGAGUUCUGUCGUGAGUAUCUAGACCAUGUCGUUGCUCCCAUACCUAUCUCUGCCCAUGGGACCCCGAUACCGAUUGACAAUCUGGACCCGAGGAUAUCCGAGAUGGUGCUACAACUGGCACAAAAAGACGAUCAGAUGAAAGAAGUCGCCGAGCCUAAGAUCUUCCUUCCAAUCCUCUUGGAAAACACACAGAGAGGAAGUGCCUGGGAGCAGAGCACACCGAUCCGGCAAUUGGCAUACACAAUCGCUCGUUGGCUUAUCCCCGGACCAUCUUCAGCCGUGCAAGAGUAUCGUCGUACUACGGACUCGGGGUGA
This is a messenger RNA of Fusarium poae, 1119 nucleotides long. RefSeq lists its product as uncharacterized. The transcript is spliced from 3 exons. The record is from RefSeq and is a predicted model, not a curated record. The coding region runs from base 1 to 1119 and encodes 372 amino acids. Lineage: Eukaryota; Fungi; Ascomycota; Sordariomycetes; Hypocreales; Nectriaceae.